This is a messenger RNA of Miniopterus natalensis, 1194 nucleotides long. NCBI's taxonomy places the organism in Eukaryota, Metazoa, Chordata, Mammalia, Chiroptera, Miniopteridae. The record is from RefSeq and is a predicted model, not a curated record.
AUGGUCGGGAAGCCAGGGAGAUUCGUUGAAGAUGGCAGUGAUGCAGAGACCUAUGGAGAAGAGAAUGAUGAACAGGGAAAUUACUCUAAAAGAAAGAUAGUCUCUAACUGGGAUCGAUACCAAGAUACUGAAAAAGAAGUCGGUAACGAAAGUGGAGAAUCGCAGAGGGGGACAGAUUUCAGUGUUCUCCUCAGCUCCGCAGGGGACUCCUUCGCGCAGUUCCGGUUUGCUGAGGAGAAGGAGUGGGACAGCGAAGCCUCACGGCCACAGCAGAAUUCAGCAUUUUAUGUGGACUGUGAGUCACUGGUUCAAGCCCUUCAAGAACUGCCUCUGUCACUCCGACUCAAUGUUGCUGCUGAAUUGGUCCAGACCGCCCUUCCUUUAGAGCUUCCUCAGGUGAAACCAAAGAGAAGUGAUGAAGGCAAGGGACUGGGCAUGCAGUUAAGAGGGCCGUUGGGGCCUGGAGGAAAGGGGUCCGUGUCUGAGUUGAAAUCUGUGGCUGCCGGCUGCCCCAUGUACCUCGGUAAAGAUAGCCCAAGACCAGGCCCUUCGGAGGCUUCCCAGAAACCCGCUUCCCCACUGCAGUCAGCAGCAGACCAUUUGGAAGAAGAAUUAGACCUGCUGCUUAAUUUAGAUGCGCCUGUAAAAGCGGGAGACAACAUCUCACCAGACCAGACACCUCAGGACCUGGAAUCUGAGAAAGAUGGGGAGGAUGUGGCCCAAGAAGAAAGAGUUCCUGCAAAACCAUCUGUGGCAGAAGAAAAGGGCGUGGAACCUGAGCAACCAAGCACAUCAAAAAAUGUUACUGAGGAAGAGCUCGAAGACUGGUUAGACAGCAUGAUUUCCUAACAAAAGAAGAAAAAGAGAGAAAAUGGAAAAAAGUGCCUGGAGCCAAUUUUGGUUGCUUUGUAAGUAAGGAUGGGCCCAAGGCUGUCCUUGAACAGCUGGUUUACAAGCUUGCCCCAAGCCAGCGUGUUCCAUCAGGUUACCCAGUAAACACCUACCUCUGUGUUUGACAACAUCCACAAUAAUACAUUUAAGAGGCUCGCUGCAUUUUUCUCUGGUUUAGUAAUCUGAGAGACUCAUGAAGGGCAGGAGACCGGAUGGCGCUUGUUUCUAGCAAGUGCAUGCUGCUGCUGAGGAGAGCGAGCAACAAGGCAUGUGUUUGGCCAAAAUAAAACAAAUGCUGGUCUA